This is a messenger RNA of Onychostoma macrolepis, 5179 nucleotides long. It is a transcript of the gene rprd2b, whose product is annotated as regulation of nuclear pre-mRNA domain containing 2b. The transcript is spliced from 10 exons. Gene Ontology annotation, biological process: mRNA 3'-end processing. The record is from RefSeq and is a predicted model, not a curated record. Gene Ontology annotation, molecular function: RNA polymerase II C-terminal domain binding. The coding region runs from base 47 to 3751 and encodes 1234 amino acids. Gene Ontology annotation, cellular component: RNA polymerase II, holoenzyme. Lineage: Eukaryota; Metazoa; Chordata; Actinopteri; Cypriniformes; Cyprinidae.
AGGUGGUGUUGUGUUAUUCGGAGCACUGUCGCCCUCUGCCGGUUAAAUGCCUCGCUGCGGCGCUGCUGGGAGUGAAGGGAAGAUGGCGGCCGGAUCCGGAGCGGCCAGCGGCGGUCACAGCGGUGUCCGUGGCUCGGCGGCCGCGCUGGAGUCAUCGAUGGACCGGAGAUUUCAAGGAGUCAGCAACACGAUGGAGUCCAUACAGGGAUUAUCUUCGUGGUGCAUCGAGAACAAGAAACACCACAGCCUCGUCGUGCGCUGCUGGAUGAAGUGGCUGAAGAAAUCGGAUGCCAAUCACAGGCUCAAUCUCUUCUACCUCGCUAAUGAUGUUAUUCAGAACUGCAAAAGGAAGAACGCUAUCAUUUACCGAACCACCUUCGCUGAGGUGCUGCCAGACGCCGCCCUGCUGGUCAAGGAUGCAAAAGUGUGUAAGUCAGUGGACAGGAUCUUCAGUAUUUGGCAGGAGAGGAACGUUUAUCCUGAGGAGCUGAUCUCUGAGCUGAAGGCCAGUCUGCAGAAGAAAGAGAAGGAGAAAGAGAAGGAGAAAGAGAAAGAGAAGGAAAAGAAGGAGAAAGAGAAGGAAAAGCAGAAGGAGAAAGUGAAAGAGCAACAGCCUUCUCCUGCCCCUGUCAACCCCAAAACUGCUCUGAAGUCUAAAAUUGUUGCAGAGUUUGUACCGCAUGAUUUUGUAGAGCGGUUAAUGUCUUACAAGAACUCUCUGGACGAGAGUGAUUUAAGAGAGAAGCAAUUAGCUGCUCUCAGAGUGGACGUCUGCAGCACUGAGGCCCUCAAAAGGUUAAAAGAUAAAGCAGGAGGGAAUAAGUUCUCAAAGGACUUUGAGGAGGGAAGCACAAAGCUGCAGGAAUUUGUGACGUUCCUGGAGGGCCAGAUAAAAGCAGGACCCCCGCUGCUGGAGGCACUGGGAAACGCAGACAUCUUUUACGAGAUGCAAUACAAAGAGGUCAAAAUUGUUGCCAAUGCAUAUAAAGCUUUCGCCAAUCGCGUCAGUAGCCUGAAGCGUAAGCUGGACGCUCUGAAGGCUACAUUGCCCAGUCUGGAUGACUCUCCCAUCCCUUCCCCCUCUGAAGACGCCCCGUCCCCCACCGGCUCGGAGUCGCCCUUCCAUGGCAUGAGCUCCAGGAGCGGUUUGGGUAGUGGGGAUGGAAAUGGAAGGAGAGGUUUGGAGCAACAGAAGGACAACAGAGAUAUAGAGGACAUGGACAUGUCUGAGGAAGAGGAAACGACAGCAAAUGCUGGAAUCGUUGUUGAUGAGAGAAAAGAGAAGUCAAGUCUUCCACCUGUGUCCAAGGUUACAAAUGCUACAGCAACAAAAAGCUCCCAGAUCACUGCUUCUAAACCAUCCCAGAUUUUAGCAACUCCAACAAAGACGGUGUCUGUGUCAUCAACCAAUCAAACACCUCCUGCAAACACCACAACCAUUACGACCACACCUGUAUCUGCCCCUGUCGUUAGCCCCUCCCCCCUGCAGGUGAACUUGGCCAAUGUGGAUCUGGGCAAGAUCAGCUCCAUUCUGAGCUCUAUCUCCAAUGCAAUGAAGACCACCGGUGAGUUUUCCAAUUGCAGAGAACAACAGACAGGUUCCAAAGGGGUCAGUCCUGUGUCCCGUCUUUCCCCUGGCACACCUACCACACCAUCCAGCCAUGCCUCCUCCUCCAAAGCCCCUCCUUUGACCCCUGGCAGCAUUCCCUCAUCAAAUCCUCUGGCUAGCAUCUUGUCUAAAGUGGAUUUCUCCCCCGAGAACAUCCUGAAUGUUCUCACCAAAACACAGACUCACAGCCCCAACCUGCAGGGUUUGUCUUCUCUCCUUUCAUCAGCUCGUUCAGGUGCUCUCACCACCCCAGACCCUGUUCCGUCUUCAUCUGCCUCUUCUUCAUCUUCAGCUGUCACCACAGCUGCAGCAACCUCCACCACAGCGACCCCACCAACUCCGAAGGCCCUAAAGCCCACAGGCAACAAUUUCAAGCGAGAGUCUGAGCGAGAGAAAGGGAGAGAGUGGGAGAAGGUAAAAGAGAGGGAAAGAGAAAAAGAAAGGGAACGAGUUAAAGAGAGAAAAAAAGAAAGUGAGACCGAGGCUGCGGUAGUGCCCAGCCUGGAGUCUAAGAUCAACAGUUUCCUCCAGGGAAAUCCUGGUUUCAGCGCUCUCGGACUUGGCUUGGAUGAUGUGGGCAGCAAUAGCCCUCUCCUCGUCGGUGGGGAUAACCUGGAUGGCACCCCUGUCCGAGAUGAGAGCGGUAGCACACCCACCCAAGAUGAAAUUAUGGACUCGCCCCAUGUACACAGUGAACCCCAGAGUGCAGGUCUGUCUGGAGGUCAUAACCUUUCGCCUACAGCCUAUCACAGUGAUCCCUGGGAUGCCGUGAUCACUCCACGAGAGGCUCUGGGAGAAAACGAGCGGAAAGACAGGGAUUACCGCACACCACCACCCUCACGACUUGCCGCCUUUAGCCCAAAUACAACUAAACCGGUCAAGGCCAUGACUAAAACCAAAGAGGAAGAAGGGUUGAAGAGAAAAGUUGUUCCAUCAGCUACCAUAGUGCAGGAUUCGAAAAUAAAGGCAAAGAUGGACGGAGAUGGAGAGAAAAAUUCAUCCUCCCGCAAACCAAGUGACGAUGGGAUGAAAGUCAAGGAAAGGAAAGCUUCAGCUGACAAUGGAGACCACUACCAUCGCAUUGAGACACUUGUUUCUUCAUCCUCCAAUGAGGGAGCACCAAUCGAAACCCUUGAUUAUGGCAACCGCAUCCAAACUGUGGAAAGCAUCCGUGUGGUUGGGAGAGGCCUGAGAAGAGGGAGCAGUGCGGGUUCUAGAGUGGGCGGGGCCUGGUAUGAAGAGGAGGAGUUCAUGGAAGCCCCACCUCCACAUCGCCCUGCUAGUCGCAGCCAUGAGAAUUCUGAGGAGUUGGGAUUGGUCCCCCCUCUUCCUCUUCCUCCCCCUCCUCCUCUUCCUGCUCACCUUCCGCCCCCUUUGCAGUAUCCACCUCCACCCUAUCCAAACGAGGACCCCACACGACCUUCUCAUGGCAUUCCUCAACACCAUCCUCCCCCUCCGUUUUUUCCCUCUUCCAUUCCUCCUGUCCCACCACCCCUUCCUCCCAUCCCUCAAACCCCACCUCCUUCCAGAGACUUCCCCCAUUCCUCAAACUCCACCGUUAUGGUUGGUGGUGUCCUUGUACCUAUAGACAGAGUCCUACCCUAUCCACCUGCCAACUUCCAUCCUGAUGGAGCGGGGCAUGGAGGUAGCGGUGGCAGUGCCCCUCCCAGAGGCGGCAAACCCCAACUCCCUUCCUUGUUAGGAGAUCCCCCUCGCCCAGGCACGGUGAAAGAGCAGUUUGUUUUGCGCCAUACCCCACCUCUUCACCGGCCCGGCACCCCAGGAGCUCCUCCACCCCUCCUGGGCAGAAUUCGAGAGGGACCCAGUCCCACACCACCAUCACCCUCUACCCCAACCACACCUACUCCUUCAUCCCCUUCUGGGGAACCACAUCCUCAUUUGUCUGUCCCCAACCGCCUACCCCUCCACACCCAAAAUCAGAGACCCCGCCGCCCUUCCUCCCCUCUACCCCUCCUCCAAUUACCAAACCAGCAUCACACGCGUCAUUCCCCACAGUUUCCCAGAGGUUCCUUGCCCCCUAACCGUGAACCCCUUCUACCUGGGACAAAGCGUCCUGCUGCUGGUUUCGGCAGUGGGCCUUUCAACCCGCCCAAAAGACCGUUCCUGCCCCCUCGAUAUUAGCAUCUCAGAAUGAGUGCUAAAUGCUCUCUGUACAACCUAAAAUAGGAAGUGUAGCAAGUUGCAUCACCUGCUAAUUGCAGUGUGAGUUAUACUGCAUGUAAAUACACAUGCACCAACACGCCUUGCCCCAUGUUACAGCACUACUCUUCUCAGAGAAAGAAGUUUUCAGAUACCCUAAAGAUGAACUAGGAGGAGGAGAAUGUGGAGAUCCAGAAACAUCCAUGGAAUAUGAAAGAAGGCAAAAGGUGGUUAUCCUGUUCGAUUGGUGUAAUGUGAGAGAGUGGUUGUGGAGUGUAUGAGUGUGUGUGUGUGUGUGUGUGUGUGUGUGUGUGUGUGUGGUCUAUGGAUGACUUGUAAGUAGAUAUGCUGGCUAUCUCUUUCCUUCCAGUAACUGUCCCUUCGCUUCUCCAUCUUAUAACACUUGUUUUUUUUUCUUCUUUUUUUUUUUUUUUAAUGUAAAAUACUUGUUUCUGCUGUUGAGGGGUUACAGAUUAUUGUUUUUUGUCUGUUAACCUGUUACUCGUUCACUUUGUGUGCAAAGCCAGUGGAUUUCAACUUUUUAUUCCUGAGUGAUUAAAUUAUUGACAAAGAUGUAAUGCUGGGCAACCAUAAUGGCUUGUAGUGAUAAAAAAAAUAUAGCCACUUUAUCAACCUUCACCAAGAUGUGAAGAUUUAGGCUCACAUUGCGUACAAUAUAAGCUAACCAAGUGUUCAAGGCAUAACUACUCGGUAGUUUUCCAGUGCUUUUCAAGAGUUCCUUUGCGUUUUUCUUUUUUCUUUUCCUCUUCUUCUUGAUAGUUCUUACAUGUAUUCUGAUUAAUAAAAGCAUUGUGACAAGAAAUAUUAUUGAAAGGAAGGAGACUUUUCUUUACAGGUGGUCUCAUACUUUGUUCAAGAACAAAUGUACCUGGAUUAUUUUCUGUCAUUUUGUUUUUACUUAACAGCAAUUCUGUUCUCUCCUGUAAGUCUUCUAACUUCAUGAUGUUUUCAGGAAUGUGCAGAGCUUGAAUACACGGCUCUGAAUAUUAUGUUCAAAUGAUAGUUGAGGAAAGAAUUAGUUUGGUUUCAUUACUUUCAGUUUCCCAUUGUAUCUGUUAAUCUUAAAUCAGUUCAUCGUCUCUAGGAUGUACGAUAAUGACAGUUAGUUUAACCCUUUAUCAUGUACACAUGAUUGAAAUGUUCUACACAAGCCACACUUUCAUGCAUUGCAUUUUCAGAAUGUGAUGUCACAUGCAUUGUUCAUAAAACGAAAGCAAAUACAUCUUUUCACAACAAUGUUGAUACACUGCUUUCCAACAAAAUGUCUGACAAUUUAAAUGUGAAUAUAACAUGUACAUUGUUGUAGUUCUCAUGCAUUGUGUAAGAAAAAAAAUAGUUCUUCAAGUGCUGACGUUGAAUAUUUGAGGAGUGUGUUUUGGUGUCUUCAUU